Oncorhynchus gorbuscha (pink salmon) is the source of this 906-nucleotide messenger RNA. Its product is annotated as leukotriene B4 receptor 1-like. Gene Ontology annotation, cellular component: membrane. Lineage: Eukaryota; Metazoa; Chordata; Actinopteri; Salmoniformes; Salmonidae. The transcript has a single exon. Gene Ontology annotation, biological process: G protein-coupled receptor signaling pathway; immune response. Gene Ontology annotation, molecular function: G protein-coupled receptor activity. The coding region runs from base 1 to 906 and encodes 301 amino acids. The record is from RefSeq and is a predicted model, not a curated record.
AUGGAACAACUUAACCCCUCCACCUCUAAUGCCUCCUUCUGGGGUCUGGCUCCUGGCAUGGCCUUGUCUCUGUACUGCCUGCUCGGUAUCCCUGGUAACAUUUCAGUUAUAGUCGUCCUCCGUCAGAACCAAGAUCUAUCCAGUUUGAGCAGGAGACUGAUGUUGAACUUGGCUGCCUCGGACCUACUCUGCAUCCUUACCCUACCUUUGCGUAUCUACAAUCUCGUCUUCACCUGGAGCCUGGGUCUAGUGCUCUGUCAGCUCAACAUGUACUUCUUCUACUGCAGUAUCUGUACCGGUCUGCUGACUGUCACACUUCUGAGCAUCCAGCGCUACCUCCAGGUGGUGCAUUCUCACAGCUGGGCCAGACCGGGAGUGGCAAAGGAGAGGGUGCUACUGGUUGUCCUGUGGGGGGUAGCUGGGGUCCUGUCCAUUCCUUAUGGGGUGACGGUGCGGGAUGUGAAGGAUGAUAACGGAUGGGUCAGGUGCCAAUAUGAUUUUGCAUCAGAUGCUGAGCUGGUGGCUGUGUUGCUCCUGCAGACUCUCCUGUCGUUUGUAGUUCCUUUCUUCAUCAUGGCCACAGCCUAUAUGCGCCUCCAGCGAAGGGUGAACCAAACAGCUUUCUUCAGGAGCCACAGGACGACCAGAUUAGUGAGCCUUAUCGUUGGGACCUUCAUCGUUCUAUGGACUCCUCACCAUGUCAUGAAUGUGCUGGGAGUGACGGCCAUCUUGGCAAAGAAUAAGGCUCUGAGAGUGUUCUGGGAGGACAAUUGGAGGAUUGCAGGAUCUCUGGUCUUCAUCAACAGCAGCUUGGAUCCAUUCCUCUAUGCCUUUGCCUCCAGAAACAACCAGAGAGCACAGAGCAGCGACGGUCAGGUAGUGACCACGAGUAGUCACAAUCUGUAA